Myxocyprinus asiaticus (Chinese sucker) is the source of this 2182-nucleotide messenger RNA. RefSeq names its product spermidine synthase-like. Gene Ontology annotation, biological process: spermidine biosynthetic process. Gene Ontology annotation, molecular function: spermidine synthase activity. The coding region runs from base 120 to 989 and encodes 289 amino acids. Lineage: Eukaryota; Metazoa; Chordata; Actinopteri; Cypriniformes; Catostomidae. Gene Ontology annotation, cellular component: cytosol. The transcript has 8 exons. The record is from RefSeq and is a predicted model, not a curated record.
AGAGAACGCCCACAACGUGUUGUUCGGGGCUGCUUAAGAAAUCUAGUAGCCCCUUUCUGUACACUAGUUUGAUCAGACUGUAUAAAAGCACCGGUAAUUUUAUUUUAGAUUCCUCAGCAAUGGACAACAUCAAAGAAGGGUGGUUCACCGAAACGUGCACAUUAUGGCCUGGUCAAGCGAUGAGUCUUCAAGUGGAGGAAGUGUUGUAUCAUAAAAAAUCUAAUUUCCAGGAUGUGAUGGUUUUUAAAAGUAAAACAUAUGGAAAUGUGCUGGUUUUGGAUGGAGUCAUCCAGUGCACAGAGCGGGAUGAAUUUUCUUAUCAGGAAAUGAUUGCAAAUCUACCUCUCUGCUGCCACCCUUGCCCCAAGAAGGUUCUCAUCAUUGGUGGAGGAGAUGGUGGUGUCUUGAGAGAGGUGGUAAAGCAUCCACUGGUUGAGUCGGUUGUUCAGUGUGAGAUCGAUGAGGAUGUAAUAAAUGUCUCCAAGAAGUACCUCCCUGGAAUGGCGAAGGGUUUCUUUAGCCCCAAGCUUACUCUGAAUGUAGGUGAUGGAUUUGAAUUCAUGAAGCAGAAUCAGGAUGCCUUUGACAUCAUCAUCACAGACUCCUCAGACCCUGUUGGUCCAGCUGAAAGCUUGUUCAAAGAGUCUUACUAUCAACUCAUGAAAACUGCACUGCGCGAGGGAGGAAUUCUGUGUUGUCAAGGAGAGUGUCAGUGGUUGCAUUUGGAACUAAUUAAGGAGAUGCAAACCUUCUGUAAGACACUCUUUCCUGUAGUAGAUUACGCCUACUGCACCAUUCCAACAUAUCCGAGUGGCCAAAUCGGCUUCAUGCUCUGCAGUAAAAAUCCAAAAACAAAUUUCCGUGAACCAGUACGAGAACUAACAAGAGAUGAGAUUGAGAUCAUGGGCCUGAAAUAUUACAAUCCAGAAAUCCACCUUGCUGCAUUUAUCCUCCCAGAAUUUGCCAGAAAGGUAUUAAGUGAAGCGUAAAUGGCUUUAUGAAUGCCAUUUUGUAUCACGCUGCCUUCUGUGAAAGCAGAACAAAACCCUCACCGCAACUGUAGUACCACCCACUCCGGAUCACUUUCCAGCCUCUGCUCUCUGACUGACUGAUUGGUCAAUGAUCUGUUUCAAGUGGAAAUGCCUUCUGUGGGAAAUUCUCUUUAUUUCUGUCUGGUCCCAUCAGUACGUUUAAGUCUUAUGAGUUGUUUUGUUUCCUGUUACAAAGCCACUACCCACAUCAAUCUGACAUAUACAAAUGUAGACAAUCGGUGCAUGUAUUGUGACAGAUUCCACAGUCUAUUCAUGUUGUAACAGAAAUUAUGUAAUGUAGCACCAUAGGUCUCUAGCUUGGCAUUACUCACUCAAUUUAAUAAGCAUAUUUUAAAUCACAAUCUAAUGGAAGGGAAAUCUCAUAAGUUCUCAUAAGCAUUUCUAUUGUUGGGAAUCAACAGAACCAGAGUAUCAGCAUGUCUCUUCGGUAAACCUUUUCAAAGACUUUCAGGUCAGUGAUAAUUGUACAUAUUUUGUAAACAUGCAUUGUAACGGUUGCAUUUAUGGGUCAGUUUGUCAUCAGUAAACAGUUUUCAACUAAAUAGAAUACUGAAAUAUAAGCAGGCCCAAGUGGUUUACAGCAAUCGAUUUAACGGCGGCUCUCCCUCUCAAACUGUAAGUCAUUUCCGUAAAGGUGGCAUUGGGGUCUUGUUUUCAUUAAUAGUUAUGGAACUCUGGUUACAUGAGUCAUGGUUGCUUGACGUGGUUUAUAUAGAGCAAAUAGCUGUUUGGUAUGCAGCUUUUUGAAAGAUGUGCUAUCAUGUAUCUAUUACAAAUGAAUGCUUUGAAUGGAAUCUGUGGGUGGAACAGUUUUUGGGGUUACUUUUUAACGUGAAAUGAAAUGUCAUUUAAGUGUACUGGAAGUCUCAAGAUAUUGUCUUAAUACUGAACAUGGUUAUGGAUUAUGGAUGGAAUAGGAAUAUUAGCUAUACAUCAAGAUGAACUGAUGAAACUUUUUGCUGAUCAUGAUCAUAUGUCUUUUAAGUCUAGUUGCAUAGGCAACAGCAUUUUGUACUCUGUUGUGUUUUACUGAAUGGAAGGGUUUAUCUGUCCUUUUACCAUUUCCUGCUCAUGAUGUAAAUUUCAUUUUGUGAAUUUCAUAAAUUCUUUUGAAAUAAUAACAAAAGCAU